AGAAAAGGAACUUAGUGGCAGUGAGAAAAUUCAACCCUGGUCCUGAAGUCACCAUGGCCAGCAUGGCAGUUCAGUUACUGGGCUUCUUCACCUGCCUUAUCGGUUUUAUAGGAACCAUUAUUGCCACGGUGCUUCCUCACUGGUGGCGGACUGCUCACGUUGGCACCAACAUCAUCACGGCUGUGGCAUACAUGAAGGGCCUUUGGAUGGAAUGCGUGUGGCACAGUACAGGAAUUUACCAGUGCCAGGUCCACCAGUCUCAGUUGGCCCUUCCUCGAGAUCUUCAGAUUGCCCGAGGUAUGAUGGUCACAUCUUGCGUCUUCUCACUACUGGCCUGUGUCAUCUCUGUCUUUGGCAUGAAGUGCACCCAGUGUGCUAAAGGCUCAUCGGCCAAGAAGAUGAAUGGGGUCCUUGGCGGUGUCCUCUUCCUCCUAGCUGGCUUCACGUGCCUGAUUCCGGUGGCCUGGUGUACCAAUGACGUGGUCAAUGACUUUUACAACCCUGCUCUUCCCUAUGGGAUGAAGUUUGAGAUCGGGCAAGCUCUUUAUGUUGGCUUUUUAUCAGGUGGCUUGACCAUCAUUGGAGGAAUCAUGCUGCUGUUUACUUCUUGCCAAAAGACCGCUGAGCAAGUGCCAUAUCUCCAUCCAUCACAUUUCCUACAGAGGGCACCCAUGAGUAGGCCAGCUCCAGUCCACAAAAGCAUCCAUACCCCCUCCUGGUCCUCUGCCUCACUUAACGGCUAUCAAAUCAAUGACUUUGUCUGAGUAUGUAAAACUCCCUCAGCUCCUUCAAGUGAGCACAGACUAUUAUAUUCUUAUUAAUUCAAGAGUUUAUUUAAGACCAUAUACUGUUUACUGUAUUGCUGGGAUGACUAACAGGAGACAAUGAAGGACUUGUACAUUUGUAACUUUGUAUCUUUCAUGCUCUUUAAUUUAUUAUACAGUUACAUACAUAGGACAGAAUGA
Messenger RNA from Nanorana parkeri, 965 nucleotides. It is a transcript of the gene CLDN14, whose product is annotated as claudin 14. Bases 54 to 764 code for a protein of 236 amino acids. Gene Ontology annotation, cellular component: plasma membrane; bicellular tight junction. The transcript has a single exon. Lineage: Eukaryota; Metazoa; Chordata; Amphibia; Anura; Dicroglossidae. Gene Ontology annotation, molecular function: structural molecule activity. Gene Ontology annotation, biological process: bicellular tight junction assembly; cell adhesion. The record is from RefSeq and is a predicted model, not a curated record.